Xenopus tropicalis (tropical clawed frog) is the source of this 905-nucleotide messenger RNA. NCBI's taxonomy places the organism in Eukaryota, Metazoa, Chordata, Amphibia, Anura, Pipidae. The record is from RefSeq and is a predicted model, not a curated record.
CGGGGUGUAGGUCACAUGGGGCGCUGCGCCACUUCCGGCCCUCCCUCUUGGCUUCCAUCUUGCUCCCCGCGUGUGUGCGCGCCCGUCCCCCGGCUCCGUAGGAAGCCUUUAAACCCGCUCUGCUCGCCAGGCGUGCCCGCUGUCUGCCUUCAGAAGAUGAAAGAGACAAUCAUGAAUCAAGAAAAGUUAGCCAAACUGCAAGCACAAGUGCGCAUUGGUGGAAAGGGGACAGCCCGCAGAAAGAAGAAGGUUGUGCACAGAACAGCAACUGCCGAUGAUAAGAAACUGCAGUUCUCUCUGAAAAAACUUGGAGUGAAUAACAUCUCUGGCAUAGAGGAGGUGAAUAUGUUUACAAACCAAGGAACAGUUAUUCACUUUAACAACCCCAAAGUCCAGGCUUCCUUGGCUGCCAACACAUUUACCAUUACUGGGCAUGCUGAGACCAAGCAGCUUACGGAGAUGCUGCCCAGCAUUUUAAAUCAGCUUGGAGCAGACAGCCUUACCAGCUUGCGGAGACUUGCAGAGGCCUUGCCUAAACAAUCUGUGGAUGGGAAAGCACCACUAGCUUCUGGGGAGGAAGAAGAUGAUGAAGUACCAGAACUGGUUGAGAACUUUGAUGAGGCUUCAAAGAAUGAAUCGGUCUGAAUGAAAAAUAUCUAAAAGGAACAAAACUUGAAAAGCUGACGGAGCUCCUAUUUUAUAUUGUGACUGCAUUGCCUUUGUGUGUGGUUUUUUGUUGUUUUCUUUUGACCUUUGAGAUUAAAAGCCCCACAGAUUUGAAAUUCUUUCUAUAGCAGCUCUGCAGUAACUGCAUUCAUCAGAUAAUUUGCCUUUGCAGCCACAUAAAGUGAACAGUCCUGGAAAUUAAAAUGUAAAUGAAUAAAGAAUAAACUUAAUAGGAAUUG